Messenger RNA from Paramisgurnus dabryanus, 3757 nucleotides. RefSeq names its product eukaryotic translation initiation factor 2-alpha kinase 2 (gene eif2ak2). Gene Ontology annotation, cellular component: nucleus; cytoplasm. Gene Ontology annotation, molecular function: ATP binding; double-stranded RNA binding; eukaryotic translation initiation factor 2alpha kinase activity. The record is from RefSeq and is a predicted model, not a curated record. Gene Ontology annotation, biological process: eiF2alpha phosphorylation in response to endoplasmic reticulum stress. NCBI's taxonomy places the organism in Eukaryota, Metazoa, Chordata, Actinopteri, Cypriniformes, Cobitidae.
AUGUCCGGAAAUCGAAACUUAACUGAGCAGAAUAUGGGAAGAAAAUGAAAGUGUUGAGUCUAUGAUGAGCUGACAUUUACUCCUGUUGUAUGCAUUUAUUAUAGAAAUAAUUUUUAUUUCAACUCGUCCGGUCAAAGUGAUAAGCUUUGUCGUUUUACCUGACAAUACUGUUUUUAACAUGUUACUUGAUAACGUUUAAGUUUUGUCAGAAGAUUUUGCUGGUCUUGAACUUUGCAAUGGAAGCUUACAUUUCCAAACUGAAUGAGUACAAACAGAAGACAGGGGCCACUGUACAAUAUGAGGAAGGAUCCGCAGAGGGACCCAGCCACAAUUUAACGUUUACCUGUACAGCGAUUAUAAACGGCACGCGCUACCUUUCCGCCACUGGGAAAAGCAAGAAGGAGGCGAAACACAACGCGGCGUGCAACGCGUACACUGCCAUCACAGAGACACACAACACUCAAUCUAUAACAUCUACUCAAGGUAACUUGAACAACAUGGGCAUAGCUCCGCAGAUAAAUUAUAUCAGCCUGCUGAAUGAAUAUCAACAGAAGAACAAUAUUACAUUGAAGAUCCGUGAGUCUACUAACAUGGAUCCAGGAAAUGCUCAAUUGUGUACAUAUGAUUGUACAUAUGUUAGUGGUGAUAAAGAAUAUCCUAAGGCUUACGGCAAAACAAAAAAGGAGGCCAAAGAGGCUGCAGCUAAGUGCGUUUAUGAAGAAUUAUUAACUCAAAAUACUGAGGCCUUGGAUAAGAACUGCAAUAAUACAACAAGUGCUAACCUGGACCGUUCGAGUUUCGCCGAAAAUUCUCGAAGCACCACUCCGAUACUUGACAACAACUACGUGGCAUGGAUCAAUCACUACUGCCAGAAAAAUAAAUGUGUUCUAAGUUUCAAUUUAGUGGAGAGAAGAGGACCUCCUCACAAUCCCGAGUUUGUGUAUAAGGCCGUUAUAAAUGGGAAGGAAUAUUCUGAAGGACUUGGAAAGUGUAAAAAAGAGGCGCAGCAGCACGCAGCUCAGAAGGCUUGGAGUGAACUUCAGCAGCACUCAGAUGGGAGCACACAGAGUUCUGAAGAGGACACUUCAUCACACGCCUCAGAGAUAAAUAAAUCUGAGGAAGCGCUACAUCCAUCACAAAGCUCAGCUGCUAUGACCAGCACAAGUGAUUCUGUUGUCUUUAAGGAUUCUUCUGCAGUUGGUUCUCCUAUGGCCAUAAGUCCUGCUAUGAGCCCAAUGGAUGUGAGGCCAAAAGUAAAAUUGGCACCAAGCUUUAAUCAAUCACCGAUUUUCUCACCCAAAAUUAAAGGGAAUACAUCUAAUAUGAACAUGCAGAAGCCAACAAAAUCAUCAACAAAUCAAACUGCAACCCAAGCUAUAAAAUCAAGGUUUUUAGAAGACUUUGACUCAAUAGACCGAAUUGGCAAAGGUGGUUUUGGACGUGUUUUUAAGGCAAGACGAAAGCUGGAGAACAAAUUCUUUGCCGUGAAGAUUGUGAGGAGUACAGAAAAAGCUCUUCGUGAGGUUGGCGCAUUGGCGAAUCUUCAUCAUCCAAAUAUCGUCCGUUACAACACAACUUGGGAGGAGGACACAACAUACAGACACGACUCUUCAGAGAGCACAUCAGACUCUGGCAGCAGCAUGGACACAAAGUACCUGUACAUUCAGAUGGAGCUUUGUGAGGGAGACACUCUUCGUGGCUGGAUUGAAAAAAGAAACUCUUUGAAUGAAGACAAUAUUACAGAGAGGAGACGAGAAGCAGAACAUAUCUGCAGUCAGAUCCUACACGCUGUGAAAUGCAUUCACUCCAAAGAUCUGAUUCAUAGAGACCUGAAGCCUGCAAAUAUAAUGUUCGGCAGUGAGGGAGGGGUGAAGGUGGGAGACUUUGGUCUUGUGACUGCAGCGGAAAAUGACAGCGAUGAGCUGCUGCUGGAGAGAACCAGAAGAACAGGAACCCGUUCCUACAUGAGCCCUGAACAGCUCACCCCGUCCUAUGACAGAAAGGUGGAUAUAUUUGCUCUGGGUCUCAUAUACUUUGAACUCCUCUGGAAGCUUGUCACAGGGACUGAAAGGAUCAUGAUUUGGGAUGAUAUAAGAUCAAGGAAGUUUCCACCACAGUUCUCUAUAAAAUUUGAUUUUGAGCACAACCUCAUCAACAAUAUGCUAGAUCCCAACCCUAAAAAGAGACCAGACGCGUCCGAACUGAUCUUAGAGCUCCAGCACAAUUCUACAGUCCUCAAGAACAACUAGACGGCAGUCGCACACCUAGUAAGCUGUCUACCUAGACAGCAUUUUAUCUGCACGUCAACUGGUGGGAAGUAGAACUGAACAGACUCUUUUAGGGGCAGUUUCCAAGAUGGGGUUUAGAUUAAUCCAGGACUAGAUCUUGAUUAUUAGGACAUUUUAGUAGUUGUUACAAACGUACCUUACAAAAAAACAUUACUGGUGUGCAUCUUGAGACAAAACAAUGGCACUUGAUAGACGUUAAGUGCAAGAUGAUUUUAAAUUAAGGCAGCUCAAACAUGCAUUUUAGUCUGGGACUAGGAUAAGCCCUGUCUGGGAAACCACCCCUUAAUUCAUCAUCUAUUCGAGAGACAUCUGUCGAAGUUUCUACUAGAUUUAAUGCUUAAAUCAUAUAUGUACUGUCUAUAUUUAAUGCAUUUUGCACACUUCAUAGGCAGUGACCACCAGAUUUACAUUUUUUUUAGCAGAUGCUUUUAUCCAAAGUAAUUUACAAAUGAGAGAGCAAGUUAGCAUAGUACACAUGGGUAUAUUUACAAACAAAAUUAAAGAGUGAAUGGCUACGUUAUUUGAGGUUUGAAUCAAACUCUUUAGGAUGGUGUCACUCCAGCAUCAAUAUACUGUACUGAACAUGAUCAAUUAUAUUACUCAUAUUGUUGGAUUUGGCAUUUACUUCAGUGUUGAGUAACAAAAAAGGUGUUUUAUUUUCAACAGAUAUUUUAAUUAUACUACAUUUUACAGAUUAAGAAUUAAGGUUGUGGUCUUAUGUCGAUUCACUUAAAGGGGCCAUGGCAUAAAAAUCUGACUUUUUCCAUGUUUAAGUGCUAAAAUUGGGUCGCCAGUGCUUCAAUCAACAUAGAAAUCUGAAAAAGAUCAACCCAGUAACUUUGUUUUGGUAAACCAUUCUCUGCAAGCACAUAAAAAAUUAGGUAAUUGAAAUUUGGCUCUCCUUAUGAUGUCAUAAGGAGAUCUUAUUAUAAUAACACCGCCCCUUAAUCUGCACUAUCCCACUACGGCACAUCCAUUUAGUGCAAAGACAGAGAGAAAAGAAUUCACAGCACAAUUGAGUUUCAAUUGCAACAAACCACCAUCAAUGCAAUCAGUUUUUAAUUUUAUCAACUCAUUUGCAUUUUAAAGGACACACCCAAAACGGCACAUUUUUGCUCACACCUACAAAAGUGUCAAAUUUAACAUGAUAUAAUAAAUUAUCUAUAUGAUAUUUUGAGCUAAAACUUCACAUACGUACACCAAAGAUUUAUUUGACAUCUUAAAAAGUCUUUUGACAUGGGCCCUUUAAAAAAGUCUUUCGACAUGGCACCUUUAAUGUUUUCUAUUAUGUGUCCAUUAAUUGCGUUGUUGGGAGAUGUCAAUACAUCUAUCAGGUUUGGUUACAUUGUUUGUGUUAUUGUACUACUGUUUGUAUUGUAUUGCAUAAUACGCUCUAACAAAUCAUCUUGCUAGUGAAAAGGUUAUGGACUUGAACUGUAUCGGUGACAUGACAUCAUUUUCAAACACAU